Drosophila simulans is the source of this 1529-nucleotide messenger RNA. It is a transcript of the gene Alg10, whose product is annotated as putative Dol-P-Glc:Glc(2)Man(9)GlcNAc(2)-PP-Dol alpha-1,2-glucosyltransferase. The transcript has 3 exons. The record is from RefSeq and is a predicted model, not a curated record. Lineage: Eukaryota; Metazoa; Arthropoda; Insecta; Diptera; Drosophilidae. Gene Ontology annotation, biological process: dolichol-linked oligosaccharide biosynthetic process; protein N-linked glycosylation. Gene Ontology annotation, molecular function: dolichyl pyrophosphate Glc2Man9GlcNAc2 alpha-1,2-glucosyltransferase activity. Gene Ontology annotation, cellular component: endoplasmic reticulum. The coding region runs from base 104 to 1453 and encodes 449 amino acids.
UAGUGCAUUUCCACGCAUUGCCGGCUGGUUGAGUCCAAAAAUAAACAAAUCCAAUUGGAGCAUUCUCGUUUGGAAGGCGGGCGAAACCAGAGGAUCGCCUACCAUGAAUGGGUCCUGGAAACUAAUCCUGCCCGUGGGCUUUGUGCUGUACUCGCUGCCACUGUUCCUGCGGGUGAAUGGCACAUCGGACUAUGUAAUCGACGAGGAGUUCCACAUUCCGCAGGGAUUGGCCUUUUGCCGCAAGGAAUUCGAUGUGUGGGAUCCUAAGAUAACAACAUUUCCGGGCCUCUAUCUGAUCGCACUACUCCUGAAUCCACUGAACCUGUGCACGGUGACGGGCCUGAGGAUGCUCAGCCUAGCAGGUGCCGGAAUCAAUAUUCUGCUGCUCUACAAGAUCAGACGGCGCAUCCUGGCCGGCUCGGGUGGCAACUCAUAUGCCGCCCAUGAGGCUAUCACGAUGUCCGUGCUUCCGCCACUCUACUUCUUUAGCCACCUUUACUACACGGACACGUUGUCGCUGACCAUGGUGCUUCUGUUCUACAAUUAUUGGCAUCAGGAGGCGCACUUGCCGGCGGCGGUCUUCGGGGCUGCCAGUGUGCUCAUGCGCCAGACGAACAUCGUGUGGGUCUGCAUGGCCACCGGAAUGACUGUGCUGGACACGUUGGUCAACCAAUGCGCCCGCACUGGGCGCGUUCCCAAGGAAAAUGUUCGACUGAUGGGCAAAGAGUUGUGGCUUCAACUCUUUAGCAGCCCCCAAUUGCUGUGCAAUUGCAUCCUAAGCAUCUUGGCCAAGUGCUGUUUCUACGCGUCGAUCAUUCUGCCGUUCGUGGGAUUCCUCUUCAUCAAUGGUUCCAUUGUGGUGGGCGAUAAGAGUGCCCACGAGGCCAGUUUGCAUGUACCGCAGCUCUUCUACUUCGCCAUCUUUGCGGCUGGCUUCGGGAUAUCCAACACCAUACGACAGUUUCGUGCGGCAGCAGAAUUAAUCCGCAGGAACCGCGUGCUGUCCCUAUUGGCGUUGCUGCUCAUACUGGUGGUGGUGCACCUAAACACCGAAGUGCAUCCCUACCUGCUGGCCGACAACAGGCACUAUACAUUCUAUAUAUGGAGCCGACUUUAUGGACGGUUCUGGUGGUUCCGCUACGCCAUGGCGCCUGCUUAUCUGCUCUCCAUUUCCGUACUCUUUUGUGGACUGCGCCACAUGCCGGACAGCUUUAAGUUAAUGUUUCCACUUAGUCUCUUCCUGGUGUUGUGCUUCCAGCGACUCCUGGAGCUGCGCUACUUCCUGGUGCCGUACAUUCUGUUUCGACUGAACACACGGCACACUCGCAAGGGUUACGCCGAGUGGCUGGAGCUCGGAGCUCAUCUGCUGCUCAAUGUGGCCACGUUCUACGUGUACUUCACCAAGGAGUUCUACUGGAAAAACUAUCGCACUCCUCAAAGGAUCAUCUGGUAGUUCCUUUAAACGGCAUUCCUUAACAAUUCAAUAACGUCUUGGGCAUUUAUGAAAUAAAACAGUUCGACAUUUUCAA